Molecule: messenger RNA, 666 nt
Organism: Sorghum bicolor (sorghum)
Lineage: Eukaryota; Viridiplantae; Streptophyta; Magnoliopsida; Poales; Poaceae
Product: histone H3.2
Exons: 1
Coding region: 92-502 (136 amino acids)
Cellular component (GO): nucleosome
Molecular function (GO): structural constituent of chromatin; protein heterodimerization activity; DNA binding
Source: RefSeq, a predicted model, not a curated record
UCUCGCUCCAAUUCCCCACCGCAAAUCCAGAGCCUUCCAUUUCAAACACUUCGGAGCAACAUCUCCCUUCUCCCCAGCCCAAUCACCCGCCAUGGCCCGCACGAAGCAGACGGCGCGCAAGUCCACCGGCGGCAAGGCGCCGAGGAAGCAGCUGGCGACGAAGGCGGCGCGGAAGUCGGCCCCGGCUACCGGCGGCGUGAAGAAGCCGCACCGCUUCCGCCCGGGCACCGUGGCGCUGCGCGAGAUCCGCAAGUACCAGAAGAGCACGGAGCUGCUCAUCCGCAAGCUCCCGUUCCAGCGCCUGGUCCGCGAGAUCGCGCAGGACUUCAAGACCGACCUCCGGUUCCAGUCCUCCGCCGUCGCCGCGCUGCAGGAGGCCGCCGAGGCCUACCUCGUCGGGCUCUUCGAGGACACCAACCUCUGCGCCAUCCACGCCAAGCGCGUCACCAUCAUGCCCAAGGACAUCCAGCUCGCCCGCCGCAUCCGUGGCGAGCGCGCCUAGGCGGCCGGCCGGCCGACCGGCCAUAUAGGUCAUGGUGCAGUCGCUGCUCGGUAGCUUGUAGUAGGUGUGGUCUUGUGGAAGGAAUGGUGUAGUGAUCUGCAAUGUCUGUCAAACUGUCAACCUCUUGUUGUCGUCAAUGGAAAUCGUCUAUCUUAUGUGCCUAA